This is a messenger RNA of Taeniopygia guttata (zebra finch), 5306 nucleotides long. The record is from RefSeq and is a predicted model, not a curated record. NCBI's taxonomy places the organism in Eukaryota, Metazoa, Chordata, Aves, Passeriformes, Estrildidae.
CUUUUCCAAGAAUUGCCUGCCUGCUGUGCCUCGGCCAAGUAAGGAAUGAUAUGUCCAGAACAUCAUGCUCCAGGUGUUCCUAGAAAGACAACCCUGUGUGCCUCAAUAGCCAUUAUACACAAACCACUUCCUCACCUGUGCUCGCUUUCCCUUGUGGCAGCCUCUGAAGAAGGAGAGAACAUACUUCUCUGAGAGAACAUACUUCUCAUACUUUCUCUGAAAAAAAUGAAGUGAUUUUGCUAGCCUAACACACAGGCUAGAAAAAGCACUUCAUUUUGGACUCCCUCUUCCCUUUGGCAAGCUCCUCUCUUGCUAAGCAGUUCCCUCCUUGGAUGAGUGACUGCCAUUUAUUUCAUUAACUAACUUUUUCUGUUGACUCAUGGAAAAGAAGAUCAGCUUGUCCCCUUCCCUCCAAGUGCUUCUUUCCCCACUGUGCGCCAACACAGGGACAACAUGCAUCAUCCCAGGCUGCAUGGGAAUCUCUGCUCCACUGCCUGGAGCUCUUCCUUCCCCUCCAUCUUCCCUUACUGUGGACUCUGCAGGGGAUUUCUCUCACGUAUUCUCACUCUCUCACAGCUGCUCCUGCACAGUGUUUCUGAAUCACAGAGGCACUACCAAUAUUACCAGUGAGCUCAGCUUUGACCAGCGGCAGGGUCAUCUUGGAGUCAGCUGGAACUGGCUACUGCCACCACAGGGGUGGCAGAUUCUGGAUCUUCUCACAUCAGGCAGCCAUGCAGCCCCCUUGCUACCAAAACCUUUCCUUGUAAACCCAAUGCAUCAUCAUCUGUGAUACAAUUGAUUAUAUAAGGAAGCUCUCUGGGAUAUAUGUGUCAUUUUGAAAAAGUCCCUUUGGCUAUUUCCUUUGGCGUGUUUCUGGCUGUUUAGAGGAGUAAGCUUAACUCUAGUAAGGCCGACAAACUCAAGUGAUGCAUUUGAAAUGUUUGUAUAGGGAACUGGGGAUGGUGUGGCUGGAUUCUCUCCCUUCAUAUCUUUGCGUGGAGCAACAAUUGACAUUUUUGUAGUUUUCUGAAGCAAAAUGGGCUGCAACAAUGUUGGCCAAAUGGCAUGCAUCCCGAGAAAGAGCUCAUCCAGCAUGAAAACCUGGCAGCAACAGCAGUCUCCAGGUAUUUAUCUUGCUAUGGCAGUGUUUUCUUCCUUAAAAUAUGCCUCGUGAUGAAUGAGGAGGUGAAACAGCGCUGCUCUGCAGGGAUGUGCCUCAGUUCUGCAGGAAUGCCCAGCAGAGGGAGCCGCGUCCCUUCAUGUCGCUGUCCUUGUGCUCUGAUAGCCUGUCAUCUAUUUAGGAGAUGAAAGAUGAGAGGCGCGGAGCUGCCAAAUUCCCAUUUGGUGGACACAUCUUUUUCCACAUUGAAUAAUUCCUGAUCGUUUUCUUUGCCACUUUAGCACCAACAGAGUUGUGCGUGCCUUUUAAAUCCUGCAUUAGGGCAGUGGAGAUCAAGCUUCAGCACUGCCAGCAACUGCCAGUAGCACUGCCUGUAACAGAAGAGUUUGCUUCUGGUUUUAAUUCCUAGUUUCAGGAUUUGUAAGAGUUAAUACCCAGCAAAGCUUGGCUGUCAUGGCUUGACUCGCACGAAAAACUUUGACCUAAUACCACACUGCCCACCAUGGCCAAGGAAAGCUAUCCACUGCUACACAUGCAAUAGUUGCAGAUUUUCUUGGUUCACAGAAAUUUAUCGCUCUGCCUUUGGAGCAAUGGUGAGUGAAGGUGGACAUUCAAAGGGCUUGAGACCAUUCCACAUGAGGAUUCUAGCAACACAUCUAUGGACUGAUGUCCAAUGAGGUGCUGUUUGUUCAAAAACGAACAAAAAGGUGAUGUGACUUAUUGCAGACAGGUAGAAAUAUUAUAAAAGAAAGGUCUUAUUAAAUAUGGUUUAGGCCCUGCUACUCUAGUUAAGCUAGCAGUAGCUUGUAAGUUCCCAUAAGGAAAAGUCAUAAGAAUGAAGACAGUUAACACUACAACCUAUUUUAAUAAGAAAAAUCAGUUUGCACCUGCAUAAACAAUAGAUCUGUCCCAUGAGAGUCAGUGAAGAAAAUACAUCAACAAUCCAAGAAUAGAGAGAUUUGAUGGAAAGGAAAAAUGCAAGUUUCUAACCAAUUAAUUGAGUGGCAAGAAAACUAGUAGCCAAUUGGAGUUGAACACAAGGUCUGUGAAAACUGUAUAAAAAUGAAUUAUGUUAGUAAAGAAUUGUCUUUUUCUGCUUGAGGAAACUGAGUUCUGUCUGUUUAUAAAUGCAACACGACUUGCCUGAGUUCCAGUAAUGACACCAAGCAGCAGUAUUUAAGGAGAUACACACACUUCAAAUGUUGCCUGUUGCUUAGUAGGGCUGCUCUUUCCCCUGUUUCUUGUAUUGUGGGGAAGAUAGGAGCUGUGGGAUGGAAGCUGUGUUGGGUCUGGAUGAGGCCUUAGGUAUUCCUGCCUGUGCUUGGGUGGGUACGGGGGGAAGGUGCCUUCCAAGGAAAAAUGAAAUGUUAAAGCAACCAUGCGGCCCUUUGCCAUCGCUGGCUAUUGGCAGCAUUGGACCAUCCCCCUCAGCCAUCUUCACCAAAAGUCCUUGGAGCAGGGCAGAGACAGCACUACUUUUUCUCUCCUAGACAUCAGAACUGCAGAGAGGGACAGCAGGUGCAGGGCAUGCAGGUGGGAGAGAGAAACAUUUCAAAGACGUGGAGGAGAUUGCAAAUCUCUUCCACUGGAGAACGUAAGUGCUCAGAAUGAAAACUUUGUGAUCAUACAUAAGAUAAAGCUGACACUUCCGUCCUGUAGGUGUUAAGUACAGAGGGUGAACUCUCUGGCUUGGGGUUUCAUACAUCUUUAAUGUAACACAGGUCACACAGAGGAAAAGCUCUUCUGGAACUGUGCACUGCUACAGUAAGGACCUUAUCUGCAACUUGGCAUUGCAACAUAAGCUAAGACACUGUUGGAUUAUGGAGCAGAAUUUGACAGACCUGCUGGGAAGCAGUGGCUCUGAGGACAUGUUGAUGAGUUACACCUCACCAACACCUAACUCCUCUGCAGCCUAUGAAUAUGCCUUUGACUACUCAGAACUACACAUCAUCUGUCAUCCUGAAGGUAUUCCAGAAUUUGCAUCUACCUUAUUUCCAGUGCUGUACUCCAUACUGUUUGUGGCAGGCCUCGUGGGAAAUGCUUUGGUUGUUUGGAUUCUGACAGUCUUCAUGAAAAUCAAGACCAUGACUGACGUGUAUCUGCUGAAUCUGACUCUCUCUGACCUCCUCUUGGUAUUCUCCCUGCCCUUCUUGGUUCAGUACUCCGUUGUAAGCCAGUGGACUUUUGGAAAUGCACUGUGUAAAAUCAUCAGCUCAGUGUACUUCAUUGGUUUCUACAGCAAUGUCUUCUUCAUAACCAUCAUGAGCAUCGACAGGUACUUGGCCAUAGUCCACUCCCUCCAUGUGCAAGGGAUUCGGACAGCUGCCAUUGGGUUUAUCACCAGUCUGGUUGUUUGGGUAGUUGCCAUUUUAGCAUCAUUACCAGACUUACUUUUUUUCCAAGAAGUAAAUGACAAUAACCAGAUUAAGUGCCUCCCUCAUUAUCCUAGUGGCAGCAAUGGCUGGAAGACUUUCAGUAAUUUUGAAGUCAACAUUCUGGGGUGGCUAAUACCUGUUUUUGUCCUCAUUUUCUGCUAUCACAGCAUCUUGAAAAACCUGCAGAAGUGCCAUACCAAGAACAAGUACAAAGCAAUAAAACUGGUUUUUAUUGUUGUCAUUUUGUUCUUUCUCUCCUGGACCCCUGUCAACAUUGUGCUCUUUUUGGAUUCUCUGAGGAACAUGCACAUCAUCAAUGACUGCCAGACAAGCCAAAGGCUAGACCUAGCUGUGGAGCUGACUGAGGCACUCUCCUAUGUCCACUGCUGCCUCAACCCAGUCAUCUAUGCUUUUGUGGGUGAGAAGUUCAAGAAGCACCUCUGUGAUGCUUUAAAAAAAUCUGCAUGUUUUCUGUCCAACUGCAAAGGCUACGGGGCUUUCAGUGGGCACAGCCUGGACAAGCACUCCUCUCUGCACACAAAGUCCUCACAGUUGUCUUCUGUUGGCACUGUGUUGUAGAACUACAAGUCCAAAACUAUAAUUCUGGACAGGUGACCUAAAACUGACAAAUCCUCAACUGGGCAUCCACAGACAUGGGCUGUUUGAGCAACCUUUUAGGACAUGAAAAGUGGAAGCAGCUGCUUGAUUUUGCUUUUAUUGUGGUUGCUUUUGUGUUCGCACUUUUUAGAGGUUUUUAGGGUUUUUUUUAGCAUAUCCUCCCUUUCUCUCAGCACAUCCUGCCUUGCUUGCUUUGUGAAAUUACCAGCAGACUCCCACUGCCAGAGCAACAUGGAGAGGUACCUUAGAAAAAUACCAUCUCCCCUUCAGACUCAGUAUUGAAAAGAACUGUUUAUGUUUCCAAACCCUGGACCCUUGGCCAUUCCUUCUCUUGUCUCAGCAGAGUGUGUUGUCUUUGUGAGCAGGGAUGGGACUCGCUGCAGAAGUGGGAACCUGCUCUUUGGAGGGAAAUGGGGCCCAAGUUUAAGGUGUCAUGCCAGGGCCUGGCUCCCAGUUGACAGAUCUGAACAAUGCUUCCAGUCCCAGAAGAGCUUAGUGAGUGAGUAAUUGGAUAAGCAACCAAGAAAUAAAUGCUGUCUACGUGUUUAGGUAAAAUCAAUGUGAAUUAAUAUCUAUGUAUGAUCCUGACUCCCCAUAUGCUACCAGGGCCUGCAGCUUCUUGACUGGAAGGCUUUGAAGCUGUAGCUUAGAAAUGAUGCUGUGGACAUCAAGGAACAGCCCCUACGGGAAUGAAUGAGUGCUGUAGGAAUGGAUGGAGAAAUUGUUACCAGUAAAACGGCUGAAGAGUGGAAAAAAUAGUGGGUGUGAGCUGUCACACUUCCCUGUCAGGGGAUUUCUGAACAUUUUUGAACGGUAGCUAGUGUACCAGUGAGGUCACUGCUCUUGAAUAGGCAGCUGGGAUUGACAUUCCAGUUACUGUUCCAACUUGGAAUGACCGAUUUUAUAUAUGUGAAUGGCUACCCAUUUGUAUAGAUAUAUCUAUAUGUAUCUAUAUGUAUAGAGCUAUGUACACAUACAUGCAUAUCUAUACUUGACUCUGUGUGUAUAUAUACACAAAUACACACCGAUAUGCCCAUAUAUAUACAUAUACAUACUUCUAUAUGUGCAAAUAUUGUUAGAUAAAUGCAAUGGUUUUCUAAAGCUUUUUGUUCUCUUUCUCCCUGCAAGAUAUCACCAUGUUUUAAAUUUUAUAAUAAAGAUACUUUGUGAAGUGUAAUAGCACAGUCUUUACA